Molecule: messenger RNA, 1422 nt
Organism: Myxocyprinus asiaticus (Chinese sucker)
Lineage: Eukaryota; Metazoa; Chordata; Actinopteri; Cypriniformes; Catostomidae
Product: golgin subfamily A member 7-like
Exons: 6
Coding region: 92-523 (143 amino acids)
Biological process (GO): peptidyl-L-cysteine S-palmitoylation; Golgi to plasma membrane protein transport; protein targeting to membrane
Cellular component (GO): Golgi stack; palmitoyltransferase complex
Source: RefSeq, a predicted model, not a curated record
ACGGAACUGAUGAAUGUAGCAAAGGUUCCUACCAGACUGUGUUUUCAGGCGUACAGGAGUUUGAAUAACAGGAAGAGGAGCAGCAGUCACUAUGGCGGAGACGCACAGCUUGCAGGACCUGCGGCAAGCAGCCGUCGCCUCCAAGGUUUUCGUUCAGAGAGACUACACCUCUGGUACCAUCUGCAAGUUUCAGACCAAGUUCCCCACAGAUCUGGAGAGCAGGAUUGACAAGCAGCAGUUUGAAGAGACCUUGCAGACCCUGAAUAAUCUAUAUGCAGAGGCAGAGAAGCUUGGGGGCAGGUCAUAUCUGGAGGGCUGUCUGGCUUGCCUCACUGCAUACACAAUCUUCCUCUGUAUGGAGACCCACUAUGAAAAAGUAUUGAAAAAGAUCAGCAAGUACAUCCAGGAGCAGAAUGAGAAGAUCUAUGCUCCUCUUGGACUACUCCUCACGGAUCCCAUAGAGAGGGGGCUCAGAGUUGUGGAGAUCACUAUUUUUGAGGAUAGAAGUAUUGGCUCAAGAUAAAACACACCAAAGGAUCACGUGUUGAACAUGAUUAUUGACCUGCUGGACUCAGAACCUGCUUCUCCAUCUUAUGAUAUCAGACCCUAAUGCUUUAACUGUAGAUAAUUUGUUAUCUUUAUUUUCAGCUUAUUCCUCCAUUUGAUUUUUUUUUUUCAUAGAAGGAUAGAGUAAUAUAUGUGUGUAUCUUACCGAAACUCUCCAAAUCAGCUUUCCCUCUGUUAGCAGCUCUCCAAACUCUUACUAAACAGAAUUAUUUAAAAUUUGUGUAGUGCCAUGUUAUUUUAUAAUGCUGCGUUAAAUAUAUAUUUUAUAUACCUGUCUCGAUUGAGAAGUAUAGAUUAAGUGCACAAUGUUCAUUCACAAUGCCGAUACAUCGUUAUUUUGUCUGGAUCUUCGGUGAUUCUGCGCUCUUGUGGUAAAGUUUGUUUUGGAGAAAUCUGCUCAAUCUUGUGCUUGUUAAAACUGUUAAAGCUUCAGUUUUGCGUACAUGGAAAUUACAUGAAAAGAUUUGUUGUAUUGAAUGAUUUUGUUUAGUAAUAAUCAGAUGAAUUACUUGUCAUCGUUCCAUUCCAUAGUGCCCCUCUACAAAAUACUGUUUUCUUUUCCAUGCAUUUUUAACACUACUUUUUUACUAUAUUUACCAGUGGACUACUGUACUUUUAUUGGGGUCUGCGAUAUAAUCCUCAUUACACACAAAUGCCAAAAAAUCCUUAAAGCAUGGUUGCAUUUAAAAUUGCAUACCCUCCUUGUAUUUUCAACUGUUGUCAGUCAGUUGAAACUGUUUCUUGCGUAAUUCUUUUUAUCGGUGUUGUAUCAUAAUGUCUUUUUUGAAAAUCUUUUGACACUUAUUUAAGCUAUGUAUCGUACAAUAAAUAAAAGUGUUUUCAUCAAUACAUUAA